This is a messenger RNA of Fraxinus pennsylvanica, 864 nucleotides long. NCBI's taxonomy places the organism in Eukaryota, Viridiplantae, Streptophyta, Magnoliopsida, Lamiales, Oleaceae. The record is from the annotation of a GenBank genome assembly.
AUGGGUUCUGAUCUGAAUGAGGAACUCUCGAAUAAUACUCUCCUUUUUGAUCUAAAGGUCUGGGAAGUUGUUGGUAUCAUUAUUGGGUUGGUGAUUGUGGCUAUCCUUUUUGCAUUAACCCACUAUCUUAUUUCACAAAAGAAAUCUAGAAGAUCUCUAGACAAGCUUCCCCUUAGCCAAAUACCAAAUGUUUCAAAAGAAAUUAAAAAGGUACGGGUAGAACAAGUAUCAGCUAAUGAAUUUGUUCAAUGUGAUGGGAUUCUUCUGGCUAUUCAUGAUAAAUCUAGUGAUAACGAAUCAGACAAGUUUUUGGUCUAUAUGGAAAUGCCGAAAGUAAAGAAUGAAGACAACAGCAGUCGAUCUGGUUCAUGCCGUCGCGUGGAUAGAGACUGUUAUGAGUUUUCUCACUUGGGUUGGGGCCAUUGGUUUACGCUAAGAGAUCUUGAGCUUGUAACCAAUAUAUUUUCAAAGGAAUAUGUUAUUGGAGAGGGCGGGUACGAAGUUGUUUACCAUGGGCAGUUAAUUAAUGGGACUCUAGUUGCUAUCAAAAAGCUCCUCAACAACUUAGGUCAAGCAGAAAAAGAAUUUAGAGUUGAGGUUGAAGCCAUUGAUCACGUCAACAAUGGCAAUUUAGAACAAUCGCUUCAUGAAGCUAUGCGCCAUCACAGAUUUCUUCCUUGGGAGGCCAGAAUGAAGGUCUUCAUUAGCAUGACUGAGGCUCUUGCCUACUUGCACGAGGCAAUCGAACCAAAAGUGGUACAUCGGGACAUAAAGUUUAGCAAUAUACUGAUUGAUGAAGACUUCAAUGCGAAGGCAUUCAAAGAAAAGGAUUGUACCAUCUUAGUAGCAGAUGUUGACUCCUGA